Messenger RNA from Apaloderma vittatum (bar-tailed trogon), 1139 nucleotides. It is a transcript of the gene TMOD2, whose product is annotated as tropomodulin 2 (neuronal). Gene Ontology annotation, cellular component: striated muscle thin filament; myofibril. The record is from RefSeq and is a predicted model, not a curated record. The transcript is spliced from 9 exons. Gene Ontology annotation, molecular function: tropomyosin binding. The coding region runs from base 84 to 1139 and encodes 351 amino acids. Lineage: Eukaryota; Metazoa; Chordata; Aves; Trogoniformes; Trogonidae. Gene Ontology annotation, biological process: myofibril assembly; muscle contraction; pointed-end actin filament capping.
CAGUGAGUGAAGCCACGAGCUCAGUGCUCCUGGAUGGUUGAAAUCUCGACAAGGAGCAUCAGCUGAGCAGCGCAGCAGAAGCCAUGUCUCUGCCCUUCCGAAAAGAGUUGGAGAAAUACAAGAAUAUCAACGAAGAUGAAAUACUCAGCAAACUCUCAGAGGAUGAACUGAAACAGCUAGAGCAUGUUCUUGAUGACCUUGAUCCUGAGAACGCCUUGCUUCCAGCAGGAUUUCGGCAAAAAGACCAGACCACUAAACCUGCCACGGGACCUUUCGACAGAGAGCGCCUGCUCUCGUACUUGGAGAAGCAAGCGCUCGAGCACAAAGACAGAGAAGACUUUGUGCCAUUUACAGGGGAAAAGAAAGGAAAAAUAUUUAUCCCAAAAGAAAAGCCCAUAGAAACCCGUACAGAAGAGAAAGUGACCCUGGAUCCAGAACUAGAAGAAGCUCUGGCCAGCGCUUCCGAUACUGAGCUGUAUGACCUUGCAGCUGUUCUUGGAGUGCACAACAUGGUGAACAACCCAAAAUUUGAUGAAGGAGGAGCCCGCAGUAAAGAUGGAAAAGGAAUCGUGAGAAAUGUGGUGAAAGGUGAAAAGGUCAAGCCCAUCUUUGAGGAGCCCCCUAAUCCGACCAACGUGGACGCAAGUUUACAAAGGAUAAAAGCGAACGAUCCCAGUCUUACAGAAAUUAAUCUCAACAACAUAAAGAAUAUUCCUAUUCCAACGCUGAAAGAAUUUGCAAAAGCUUUGGAAAGUAACACGCAUGUGAAGACAUUCAGCCUUGCAGCUACUCGAAGCAAUGACCCUGUAGCUAUUGCAUUUGCAGAUAUGUUGAAAGUGAACAAAACACUCAAGAGUCUGAAUGUAGAAUCAAACUUCAUCACUGGGACGGGUAUUUUGGCACUGAUUGAUGCACUGAAAGAAAAUGAAUCCCUGACAGAGAUUAAAAUCGACAACCAGAGGCAGCAGCUGGGGACAGCUGUAGAGAUGGAGAUUGCCAAGAUGCUGGAGGAGAACUCCAGGAUUCUCAAGUUUGGAUACCAGUUCACAAAGCAAGGUCCAAGAACCAGGGUGGCAGCAGCUAUCACUAAAAACAACGAUCUGGUUCGUAAAAAGCGGGUGGAAGGAGAGCGGCAGUAG